This is a messenger RNA of Hippopotamus amphibius kiboko, 2053 nucleotides long. It is a transcript of the gene RFLNA, whose product is annotated as refilin A. NCBI's taxonomy places the organism in Eukaryota, Metazoa, Chordata, Mammalia, Artiodactyla, Hippopotamidae. Gene Ontology annotation, biological process: negative regulation of bone mineralization involved in bone maturation; skeletal system morphogenesis; actin filament bundle organization. The transcript is spliced from 3 exons. Gene Ontology annotation, cellular component: actin filament bundle. The coding region runs from base 164 to 814 and encodes 216 amino acids. The record is from RefSeq and is a predicted model, not a curated record. Gene Ontology annotation, molecular function: filamin binding.
AGCCGGGGGCUCGGGGGGCGCCGGGCCCGACGCGCCGCCUCUCGGCUCUGCCCGCAGGUCCCGGGCGCGCAGCCCUCGCCCCGCCGCCGCCCGCCCCGGGCCCCGGAGCGCGGUGGAGGGGCCCCCCGAGGAGCCGGGGGCCCGCGCCCCGCGCCCCCCAGACAUGGUGGGCCACCUGCAUCUGCAGGGCAUGGAGGAGAGCCUCAAGGAGAAGAGCCGAGAGGGCUUGCUGGACAGCCCCGACUCCGGGCUGCCCCCCAGCCCCAGCCCCAGCCCGCCCUUCUACUCCUUGACGCCUGGCAUCCUCGACGCCCGCGCGGGGGGCGCUGGCGCCUCCUCGGAGGCCCCCGGACCCGGCGAGGCCAGAGCGCCCCCCGCCCUCCCCCCGAGCACCCCAGCACGCGAGAUGAGACCUCGGAUGCUGCCUGUGUUCUUUGGGGAGAGCAUUGAGGUGAACCCAGAACCCACGCCCGAGAUCCGCUGCAAUUCUGAGGUCAAGUACGCCUCGGAGAAGCACUUCCGGGACAAGGUCUUCUACGCGCCGGUGCCCACGGUCACGGCCUACAGCGAGACGAUUGUGGCCGCGCCCAACUGCACUUGGCGCAACUACCGCAGCCAGCUGACCCUGGAGCCGCGGCCGCGCGCCCUGCGCUACCGCAGCACCACCAUCAUCUUCCCCAAGCGCGCCUGCAGCUCGUUCCGCACCACCCUGCACCUCAGCCUGGGCCGGCCCCGCCACUGGUUCACGGCCAGCGUGCAGCUGCAGCUCUGCCCGCGCCCCGGGCCCAGCCUCCUGGGCCCCGCGCCCCUCUGACCGGCGGCCCGGCCCCUGCGGCGGCGCCGAGCCGGUGAGAGCCCGGAGGCGGCCCGAGGACGGACUCCGCGAUCGGGAGGGACCCUGGGCUGUGUUUUCCCCGGGCCGCCGUGGCCCACCCAAUAAACACAUCUAUCUUAUCAGCACCUACACGGCGAGGCAGCGUGGGCCUGGUUCUCCCGAGGGCACGGCAUAGGGGCAGGUGGGUAGGCGGUGACCUCCCCGACGGCCAGGGAGAGAAGGUGUGUGUCCUUGGCUGCCCUUGAAGCGGGGGACACCCCGAGCGCCGGCAGGACAGAGGCGUCCCAGCCUCUGCUGAGGCCCCCCCCAGGCUGCUUGGGAGGGAAGAGGGGUGCCAUCCAGACACCCCCUGCCCCCACAGAGGGCUGCUUCUGGAGCGGGCCUUUCAAAUGUGUAUAGCUCCAUGCCCAGUGCUGUAGCCCAGCAACCUCUGGCAGACAGUGAGCCGGGAGGCUGGGCGAAAGCCGGAUGCCGAUGCCCGGGUCGGUGUGGGUUGUGUGGGGAGCAUCCCAGAGGAGCCCUGCCCACGCUGUCCUGGGGCCCGUGCCCAGGUGCAGAGGAUGGAGGGCACAACCAUCUGCACUGAGGUCUUUGAGCUCUGUGUGCAGAGCCUUACCUGCAGGGCAUCCUGCUAACCUCUGUCCACCGAUACCUUCAGGACCAGGACUCUGGAACGUCAGAGCCCUUGAGCCAGGUGCCAGGGGGAGGUGUUUAAGCUCUUGGAAAUGACCACCGCCACCUGCCUGAGGCUCCGGGCCAGCUGUCAGCUUACAGAGAUUCCGUGGGGUCCGGCUGCCCUCGAUCAGGCCUCCGGUCCCUACAGUGAUAACUCUGCAAUGGUCAGUGCAACACGGUCAUCACACAUGUGCAAGAUCAGGGGAGGAAGACCGGAGACCCUUGUGCUUCCUGCAAAGAGCCAGGAUGCGUGGGGCUGGGGCCUCGACCUGAGGCUGCCGGGUACCAGUGCCCCAGGAGCCACAGAGAUGCCCUCAGACCUGAAUGGACCCAGCAGGUGGGGCUGCCCCGCCACUUCCCUGGCACCCUGCCCCCCCAAUAUGGGGCUUUGGCUCCCUCGCUGCAGGGAGAGGCUCACGUUCAGGAGAUGCAAAGUGACUGAUAUAUUUUUAUAUAUCUACAGACUGUGCAUGAUCUCACCACAGAGAUGCUUUCUGAUUAACAAAGAAAUAACUUAAAGAAUCGAUUAUCUUAAUAAAAUGU